Messenger RNA from Chaetura pelagica (chimney swift), 402 nucleotides. It is a transcript of the gene MRPL35, whose product is annotated as mitochondrial ribosomal protein L35. Gene Ontology annotation, molecular function: structural constituent of ribosome. Lineage: Eukaryota; Metazoa; Chordata; Aves; Apodiformes; Apodidae. Gene Ontology annotation, biological process: translation. The record is from RefSeq and is a predicted model, not a curated record. Gene Ontology annotation, cellular component: mitochondrion; ribosome. Bases 1 to 402 code for a protein of 133 amino acids. The transcript has 4 exons.
AUGCUCAGGACAGCGGCCCCGGCCCGGGGGCCGCUGCCCGGGGGAGGCAGCGCCUCGCUCCUCAGCAGUGUCACCUCUCUACUUCCAAGUAUACUUCAACAGCCAGUGAGGACUGUCACUUACUACAGCUUGAGGAAAGGAAAGAGGAAAACUGUGAAAGCUGUCAUCGAGAGGUUCCUCCGGCUGCACAACGGCCUCUGGGUUAGGAGAAAGGCUGGCUACAAGAAGAAACUGUGGAAGAAGUCAAUUGCCCAGAAGAAGCGUUUGAGGGAGCUGAUGUUGUGCAACAGGACACAGUGUAAACUCCUGGAUAAAAUGACCACUUCCUUCUGGAAGAGAAGGAACUGGUACGUUGAUGAUCCCUACCAGAAGUACCAUGAUCGCACCAACCUUCGUGUCUAG